AUGACGGCUCAGCUUUUGCCGUCCAUUAUUGCGAGUCCAUUCAGCAGACAUUUCGAUACCAGAGCGAACAUCUAUUGUGCCUCCCGAUCAGCAUAUUCUUCCCGCCCAACCAUCUCCUCGGCCUCGUUGAAGCCAUUCUGCGUUCAUCAGGAUUCUCAAGCAUCUUCCUCUUCUGUCCUCUCCUUUGCAUCGGCUCCUGCGCAGACAGACAAAGCGGAUCGUGAUCUGCUGGGCAGUGAGAACAUCCUUCGAGGAUUAGUUCGUCAAACUUCAGUGCAGUCUUCCACCAACGGCCCCAAAGUACAUUCGGAAUGCUACGAUUCCCUGCCAGGAGUCCAGGACGCAAGAUUGCUCUUCGCCCAGCCCAGCCAUGCAGACCCGCGCGGCGAAAUCGAACCUACCCAGAGGUAUCUUGUUAGUACAAGUCAGGCACGCCAACCGUUGGCAGAACUGCAUAACGAGGAAAAGCGCACAUCCGGCCUGCGCCAUAAUUUCAACCUAGGAGUUCGGGUACAACAUCAGCUUCGCACGUCGUUGUUCACGGAACCAUACUCCACAGAGCAGGAAAAAAGUCAAGAUCUGAUUACGCACAUAAGAGAACACACCCGUGACUGGUUUAGCGCUGUUGAUGAGCCUUCUCAAUCUCUCUUCGAGACAUCAUUUUUUGUGGAUACCACCGAAGACGGGCCAAAGACAGGGCCGCACUCCGUCUCGCACCGAAAGAGACACUCCACAGCAUCAUCGGGCUUCGUGCAUACGAUGAAAACAGCGAGUCUCAGCAAUGCAAGCUUCAGCCUUGUUCCUCGGUCUCUCCGCAUCGGUCGCUCAACAGACAGUUCUUGUAUCUUUGGCUCGGGCGCGAGGCCUUCAAUGGAGAGUGACCGUCCACCAACGGCAGCAUCCGUGGAUGAGGCGGCCUUCAGAAGAGCCAUCAAAAGGAGACAAAUUCUUGUGGAGCUAGUCACGAGUGAGGAGAGCUAUAUCGCUGAUUUGAAGGCACUAAUCUACCUACAUUCGACUCUCCUGGCAACAACGAUGACGGUUGUAGGCCGGGUCAGGACAUCGGUCCUAAGGAACGUCCAUGAUCUUCUCUCUGUCCAUGAAAGACUCCUGGAACGAUUGCACCAGGCCGCGUACGAGGCUGCAGCACGAAAGUGGGCAGACACCACCUCACCCCGGCAUCUCGGAUCACCUCCCUAUCGUAAACGGUGGAAAAGCCUCGAGUCCAGUGCCGCGGUCAAGAUGGGUCGCAGCCAUCGGCGAACACGCAGCUCCAUGGAAUCAUCCGAAGCAUCCCGCGGCCGGACGUACCUAGGCGGAGCUGAGCCAAGAGAUGUUACUGAUGUGGCGGCCAUUUUUAAGGAUUUCUUGAGUGACUUCCUGGUUUAUGAGGAGUAUUGUGCCAAUCACAGUCUCGUUGCUCAUGAGUUGCAGCGACAUGCUCCCACACUUUGGUCAACUUAUGAAUCAGGAAUUGAAUCAUUAGCAAGGUCCCUUGCUGCUCUCGACCACAAACAUCAAAAUGAAAGGAAAGGUCUUACAGUUGGUGAUCUCCUUAUCAAACCGAUACAGCGCAUGACCAAAUACCCUCUUCUCUUUGACGAUCUCUUGAAGCAAACACCCGUGGCGGACUGUCCCAGCGCACAUUCUGACCUGGAAGCAAUCUUAACGUGUUUGAGAGAAGUUGUUCAAACCGUCAAUAAAGCCACGGAUAACCAUGAGACUCGAACUCAGAUUCAGCGCCGAUGGUCGCUUCAGACGCGGCUGAUCUACGAUAAAGUAUCUUUACAGGCCGAGCAGUUUCGAAUGUUGGGAAAUAUCCGGUUGAGCGGUGUUCUGCAUGUGACUUGGCAGACAAAGAACAACAGAGUCGAUGGUCGCUACGCCCUCUGCAUCUUGCUCGAUACCAGUCUCGUCGUUGCGUUGCCCGCAGGAACCACUGCAAAAUUCGAAGUGAUCGCUUUCUUGCAUUUACCGGAUACUAGAAUCGAAUCCGCCAGUGAUGGUCGGGGACUUCAAUGUCACUCGACCCUGUACACGUGGAAGAUAUGUUUCGAGGUUGGUGGUCACCUACAUGAGUUCAUCUUGAGUGCCUGCUCGGCAAUAGAGGAAAAUGCAUGGAAGGAUGGCCUACAAAACAAGGAUGCUCCCGAAAGGAGGAUGGACGAGCUAUUGAACCGGAUUCCCUCAAGCAUCAGCCUCAACCUCAGAUCUAUCGGGCAGGUGUACAGUCAGCAAAGUUCGACUCUGUCCAGGAAUCCUUCGGUGCAGAGGGCGGCCACGGUGGGAAAUCGAGCCAACAUCUGUCAAGUCAUCAUUCGCAACACACACAAUCCACAAGACUUGCACGAGUUUCGUCAACCAUCAUCUUCGGUCAUCAACAGAUCUCAGUCACAUAUGACAUCCAACAAGGUUGUUGUCCUAGCACCAAAAAGGUCAGAGCGAGCAAGGCUCGAAUCUACCUUGAAUGAUGUGUGGACAAAGGAGAAAUUGCCAUAUCCAGGAAUGAUUGGCUCUCGCGGUGGUCAGAUAAUCAGAGCCUCGGCAGGCUCGUUGGUCCGAAAACUGAGUUUGGCAUCCAUCCAUGCGCCGUUUUCGAGGCGGUCUGGAAGUUUGUCGCUUACAAGCCGCAAGUCGUUCGAAAUGUCGAUGGAGAGCCGACGUAGCAAGUCGAAACAUUCGACACCCGUCUUUGAAGUGCGCAAAGAAAGUUUGGACGAGGUGACCCCGGCGAGAACGAAGUCGCAUCAGAUACCAGAGGUCGAUACUAUGGACAAUGUGGUUAGCCGGAUGAUAGGGAACUGUGUCUCAAGGAAGUUGUCUAUAUCCCAAGGUCCCCACGGUCUGGCAAGGAGAGGAACGAAGAGCCAGAAGAUCAGUCAUGAUACAGGAGGGCCCGAGGUAGGACCAGAGGAUCCAGCAGAGAUAUUUUAUGCUGAAACGAAGGAGAUGACAGAGAAGCCGGAGAUCGUGGAAGAGGGGCUAGCGGGCAGGAAGAAACGAUGGAGCAAUCCGCUUGGAAUAUUGAAGCUUCUAUCAGCUGAUGGGCUUCGACACAUGUUGUAUUCAAGUAAAUAG
Molecule: messenger RNA, 3078 nt
Organism: Cladophialophora bantiana CBS 173.52
Lineage: Eukaryota; Fungi; Ascomycota; Eurotiomycetes; Chaetothyriales; Herpotrichiellaceae
Exons: 1
Coding region: 1-3078 (1025 amino acids)
Biological process (GO): regulation of GTPase activity
Cellular component (GO): cytoplasm
Molecular function (GO): guanyl-nucleotide exchange factor activity
Source: RefSeq, a predicted model, not a curated record